CUUCAGCAAAUUCUUAAACUGCUGGCUAGUCCCUGAAGAUCCUGGAGAGAGAAAGCUGGUUGCUGGGCCCUCUUUCAUUCUCACCCAACAAGACCUCCCAAAGCAGGUCAAAUGUGGCAGCAGAAGAAUAGUAAGGCUUCCUCACAUCUCUUCCUCUGGGAUAUGGAUGAAGAAGCAAUCAAGGUCCUUCUCUGAACAUCGAAGGAAGAUGUGGCUCAGGUUCUGUUCUCAAGUUGGACAAAAUUGGGGGUUAAUUCUGAUGUUUGAGACAUUUACUUUCCUAGUCCCUGCAAGUUGUCCCUCAAUCUUGGACAGAGUACCAGAUUCACUCCGUUCACGUGUGUGACAGAAAUGAGACGUGUCACAGCGAGCAAGAGGAGGAGGGGACAAGAGGUGCAAGGGCUAUGCUGACACACUGAAAGACUGCUGAUCAUAAUAGAACUUCAUCUGUCUGGCUAGGAGCUUUCUUCACGCAGGGAUAGUUUGGAGCUAGGAUUUUGAAAAUGAGCAUUAGGGGGAUUUUAUUAGCCAAGUGCCUGGUGGUGUUAUUCUUCUGUGUAACAGGUUCUUCAGAUGAAGUCUAUAAAGUUCUGGAUGAUUUUGCUUUUUUGACCAUUUCUGACUUCUCUAUACAAAAGACAGAUGAAAUAAGAUGGUACAAAGAUAAUUCGGUCAUUAUGAAAUUAAAAAAUAACGACAUCACAAAUUAUAUGAAGAAAGAAGCAUAUAAUAUGUCCCAAAAUGGGACCCUGCAAAUUCACCGCCUGGUGAAAGAGGACAGUGGAAAUUACAAAGUGCAAGUGUACAAUGUUGAAGGAAAACUGAAAAUGGAGAAGAACUUCCAUCUGAUCAUUCAGGAUCAUGUCUCUAAACCAAAAAUCACAUGGACAUGUUCAAAAAAAACUGUGAAAGUAAUAUGUGAGGUGAAUCAGACAGAUAAAGCUUCUAUUCAUUUGCUUCAAAAUAACAAAGCUGUCCCUGGAAAUAAGCCAGCUUCUGCAAAUGGAAAACUGAAGAUUGAAUUUACAUACCGGAACACCACCUUUCCUGCAAAGUUCCAGUGUGAAGUUAAAAAUGACGCUGACAAGAAAACUGUUGAGCAGGAAAUCAGAUGUUCAGGGUCACUGGACAUUGUUCUCAUACUGAGCAUUGCUGGAGGUGCAGUGUUCUUUGUCAUUUUUCUGGCACUGCUGAUUUACUGUAUCAGGAAGAAGAGAGCAGAAAGAUACGACGAAGAGGAAGAGGAGAGAUCGAUGCAAAAUCAAAAAAUGAGUGAUGAAUUAAAAUAUCGGGACCUUCCUCAAGUUCCAGCUCAUGCUCCCCAGAGGCAGCCACGCCAGCAGCAGAGACCCGCUCCACAGCCUCAUCCUCCACAUCAGGCAAAGCUUCCCCAGCCUCGGCCACGCACUCAGCCGAAAUCUCCAAGCCACAUGAAAGAGAGACAGUAAGCAUUUGUCCUGGAGGAACAGAAAUCGUCUCAUGACCAGCUCUGGUGGGACCCACACAAAAAUUACUCUGCAAAUCUCCAGCAAUCCCCCUGACUGGCCACUUUUAUUGUAAAAGCUCACACCGUUUAUAUUGAAGGACUGAUGGAAAGGUUCAACGAUGGAGAUUUGAGGUGAUCAAAAGUCAUUACCUUGCUCCAAGUGACUCCAUGCAAAUGUGGGGCAUUUAGUGCUGAAAUCUGCUUCGCUUGGUUUUACCUCUCCUUGCUCUUUUCCAGUCUAAUUUGUUUUGGAAGGCCCUAAGACUCUAUUGAGAUGUCAUUUAUCACAUCUAGCUCUUUCUCCCUACUAGCCGCACUUCUACCCAAACACCCCUCCGGUUGUUGCAGCCCAGCAUUUGAUCCCGUAGAGAGGAAAACAGUUAUGUUAACUGUAAUGAAGGUCUGAUAGAUAGAGGUAUGCUGGAAAGAAAUGGUAACUCUAUGUCUUGGCUGCAGUGACGUGACCCGGUUCAGAGUUCCUCUGGCAAUUAUGCUUGCCACGUGGCAGGAGCCAGUAUGCAUUGCUGUGAGAGAUUCCAUAAUACUGCAAUACCUGCUACCAAGCAAAACCAAGUAGUUUCAUUAAUAAUGACUUUCUCUGAACCUUGUGGGCUCUGUCAUCCCAUGGCCACUUUGUCUUCUCCAAACAGGCCCAGGUGUGGUGGUCUGCUCAGCCACUAAGAUUGGUGUGCCACCUGGAGCCAGUCACAUGUUGCAAAGGAAGGGAAUUCACUGUCUUGUUUUCUCUACACUAUUGUUUGCUUCUAGAAAAAAACUGGAAAUGCUGCAGCGGCAUUUUCCGCUCCUCUGCCAGAGCCCCAUCCACACUGAGGGACUUAGGAGGCCUCAUGUGCUCCAUUUCGGUGAAAGAGUUGGUUUGCAUCUGAUGCCACCUCAUCUGUCUGAUACACCUGGAUCAGAGUUCUGAAAGAAAAUAUCCUUAGACUGAUGCGGGUCAGGGGAACCUGCAGUUCCAGUGGCAACUGAAAGGUGUAUAACCAGGGUAUUUACACACAACCGUGGAGACUUCUAGCUUUGACAAAGAAGGACAUGAUUGGCUGGCCUGCAGUCAGCACCCAUGUCUGUGCACAUAAUGGGAAAAACAUUCUUGCUUAUUCCUCUCCCCUUUGGCAAGUCUCAUGACCUCUCUGAUUCGCCGAGGCCCAGUGUUUCUAUUUUAUUCACUGUAUUGUCUGGAUAGUAAAAGCAGCCCCUCUGGUGUGAGUGACAGCACAAUGAGCAUGAGGCAGGUAUGGAGACAUGAGAGCUGAUCUCAGUGGCACAUUGGCUGGAGCUUGUUACUCCUCUCAUGGAAAGUAGAUGAUCCUCUGAGACUCCUGUGGUGUUAAAAGGUGUAUCCUUGUUUCUCUAAAAAAAA
Messenger RNA from Pelodiscus sinensis (Chinese soft-shelled turtle), 2864 nucleotides. RefSeq names its product T-cell surface antigen CD2. The record is from RefSeq and is a predicted model, not a curated record. Gene Ontology annotation, biological process: positive regulation of type II interferon production; cell-cell adhesion. Gene Ontology annotation, molecular function: signaling receptor binding. Gene Ontology annotation, cellular component: membrane. NCBI's taxonomy places the organism in Eukaryota, Metazoa, Chordata, Testudines, Trionychidae.